ACAGGCAACUCUUUUGCUUAUUACCAUUGUAGACAUGAAGUCCCUUCUCGUAGCUCUCUUCUCUUUGUUUUUGUUUUCUACAACUAUAGAAUCAAGAGGAGGUGCCGGAUUUGACUGGCCAACUAAGGAAGACCCCCAGGUUGACGUUUCUGUUUCAACUCCAAGAGCUUUACGAUGGGGAGGUCCAGGAAUUGAGUCAAUUGACUGGCAAGAUAUCAUGAAAGAUGAACGUAUGGGAAAUUUCUUUGUUGAGGUUUUUGAUUCAAAACCAAAAACUAUAGGAUCAAUAAGAGGUGAAGAAAUUGAGUCAGUUGAUUGGAAAAAUAUCAUGAAAGAGCAACCUAGGUGGAACCUAGUUGUUGAGGUUUCCGAUACAGCACCAAAAACUAUAGGAAAAACAGAGUCAAUUGAAUGGAAAAAUAUGAUGAAACAGGAACCCACGGAGGACCUCCUUGUUGAUGUCUCUAUUUCAACGCAGGAAGAGAAAGCCUACCGCCGUGAAAAUGUAAAGAAACCUUUUGAUGAGUUCAGGCCCUAUAUCUCAGCUUACGGCCGCGAAGAUGAAAGCAAAGUAGAAUACUAUGCCAAAGACAUUGAACCACAACCUAAGUCUGAUCGGGCUUACACUCGCAAGCAGCCAUUUAGAGCAAAACAAGCCAAGCAAAUAUUUCCAUCUACGAUUACUACGAGAAACUGAAGGAAAUUUAAAGAGUUAAUAUUACCUCCUCCGUUGUACACCUAAAACAACAAAUAAAGUUGUAAUAAAGCUUCCAUGUAUUAAGAAAGAUACAGCUAUUAGCUCGGAGAGAAUUAAUUCUAUGUUUUAUG
Messenger RNA from Malus domestica (apple), 828 nucleotides. The record is from RefSeq and is a predicted model, not a curated record. Lineage: Eukaryota; Viridiplantae; Streptophyta; Magnoliopsida; Rosales; Rosaceae.